AUGGAAAAGUCCCCAGAGCUGGCCAACUCAACCCGGGUCCAGUACUUCGUCCUCUUAGGCCUCUCCACCCGACUGAGCAUCAGAGCUGCCCUGUUCUUCGUCUUCCUCACCCUCUAUCUGCUGACACUGCUGGAGAACACGCUCAUCGUCUACCUGAUCAGCACCCACAGCGAGCUCCGCAAGCCCAUGUACUUCUUCCUGGCCAACCUCAGCUGCCUGGAGAUGAGCUACGUGUCUGUCACCAUGCCCACACUGCUGCUGGGGCUGUGGGCUGGGCCCUACCGUAUCCCCUUCACCACCUGCAUGACCCAGCUCUACUUCUUCAUCCUCCUCAUUGGCACCGAAUGCUUGCUCCUGGCAUCCAUGGCCUACGACCGCUAUGUGGCCAUCUGCCGGCCCCUGCACUACCCCCUGCUCAUGCGGCCCCAGGUCUGCAUGGCCUUGGCCAUGGCCUCCUGGAUGGGGGGACUGGUAGUCUCCGUGGCAAAGACCACCUGCAUUGCCAGCUUGUCCUAUUGUGGCCCCAACAUCAUCAACCACUUCUUCUGUGACGUCUCCCCGCUGCUCAACCUGUCCUGCACCCACGUGGCACUCACAGAGCUGGUGGACUUCAUCUCUGCCAUUGUCAUCUUCUGUGGAACUCUCCUGGUGGCCUUGGCCUCCUACAUGGCCAUUGGCAGGGCGGUACUGCGCAUGCCGUCAGCCGCUGCCCGGCGCAAGGCCUUCUCCACCUGUGCCUCGCACCUGGUGGUGGUGGGCAUCUUCUACUCGGUCGCCCUCUUCAUCUAUGCCCGGCCCAGCCGCAUCAAGUCCAUGGACCUGAGCAAGGUGCUGUCAGUGAUCUACACGGUGGCCACGCCCAUGUGCAACCCCAUCAUCUACUGUCUGCGCAACAAGGAGGUGCACGGUGCCGUGCGCAAGACCUUAGGCCGGUCCUGA
Dipodomys ordii (Ord's kangaroo rat) is the source of this 939-nucleotide messenger RNA. Its product is annotated as olfactory receptor 5-like. Gene Ontology annotation, biological process: G protein-coupled receptor signaling pathway. The record is from RefSeq and is a predicted model, not a curated record. The coding region runs from base 1 to 939 and encodes 312 amino acids. NCBI's taxonomy places the organism in Eukaryota, Metazoa, Chordata, Mammalia, Rodentia, Heteromyidae. Gene Ontology annotation, cellular component: membrane. The transcript has a single exon. Gene Ontology annotation, molecular function: olfactory receptor activity; G protein-coupled receptor activity.